UUAAGGCCCUUGAUCUUGUCUUAUAAAUCAAAUGCCCCCUUUCUACAAAAAUCGUAAACAUCCUUAGAUCAAAGAUGGGAUCUCAGGUGGCUGUUAAAUCCCACGCCUUAUGCAUCCCCUUCACUGCACAAGGGCACAUAAACCCUAUGAUGCAGCUUGCUAGGAUCCUGCAUUCCAAAGGCUUUUACAUAACAUUUGUCAACUCUGAGUUCAACCAAGAUCUGAUUACGGAAGCGAAUGGUCACGUUCCAGCCACCGGAUUCGACGAUUUUCGGCUAGAAACGAUACCCGAUGGACUACCUCUGAGUCAUGGAAGGACCACAAAUGUGCUUGAGCUUUGUGAGUCCACUAGGAAGAACAUGAAGGCUCCCUUUGGGGAACUCAUGACUAGGCUCAAGUGUAGUCCAGGUGUGCCUGGUGUGACUUGUGUGAUCUCUGAUGGAGUUUUGAACUUCACUCAAGAGGUUGCUGAGGAGUUUGGGGUCCCAAGGGUGACCUUUCGGACCACGAGUGCUUGUGGAUAUUGGGGUUACCUUCAGAUUCCUGAGCUCAUAGAGAGAGGAUACACACCCCUCAAAGAUUUAAGCUGCCUUGCAGAAGGGUACUUGGAAACCAUUUUAGACUGGGUUCCAGGAAUGCCCAAUGUUUAUCUCAAGGACAUGACAGCUUUUACUAGAACCACUGAUCCAGAUGACUUCCUCCUUAACUACACCAAAACAGAAUCUCAGAUGGCACUGAGGACUUCAGCCCUCAUUCUCAAUACAUUUGAUGAUUUGGAGAAAGAUGUUGUUGAAGCGAUGAGAUCUAGAAUCCCUUGCCUACUUUACACAAUUGGUCCUCUUCUAACCUUUAGCGAACACGAAUCCAAGGAAGAGGAUAAGUCCAUUCCGACAACUUUGUUGAAAGAAGAGACUGAGUGCUUAACUUGGCUUGAUAAACAACAAUUUAAGUCGGUUCUAUAUGUAGCCUUAUGGGUGACGCCCGCUAUUUUGAGCCAAGAGUUCAUGGAUAAAAUUAAGGGCAGGGGGUUGAUCGCAAAUUGGUGCGACCAAGAACACGUGCUCUCACACGCUUCAGUGGGUGGGUUUUUGACGCACAGUGGUUGGAAUUCCAUGCUCGAGGCCAUCUGCAAUGGAGUGCUUGUCAUAUGUUGGCCAUUUUUCGCAGAGCAACAUACCAAUUGUAGGUACGCCUGUAUUGAGUGGGGUUUUGGCAUGGAGAUAGACAACAAUGUCAAUGUCAAGAGGGAUACAGUGGAGGCCGAAUUGAGGGAGUUGAUGGAAGGGAUGAAGGGAACGGAGUUGAGGGCCAAAAUAAUGAAGUGGAAACAGGUAGCAGAGAAGGCUAUCAAACCAAGAGGCUCCUCUUAUGAGAAUCUUGAUGCUUUAGUGAAGGAAGUCCUUCUUAAGAAUUAUGAGAACAAUUAGAUAUUAAAUAUUUUUCAUACCAUUUUAUCCUAUGCUCUGUAUUAGGAAUAGAGCAACAUAUGCAGUUGUGACCAAGUUUCUAUAAUACGUUUAUGUGAUUGAAGCUUUUGUGCCGAUUAAGUUUUGCCAUCGUUACAAGCGCAUGACUGGAUUCAAGCUGAUCU
This is a messenger RNA of Amborella trichopoda, 1591 nucleotides long. RefSeq names its product (R)-mandelonitrile beta-glucosyltransferase. Gene Ontology annotation, molecular function: quercetin 7-O-glucosyltransferase activity; quercetin 3-O-glucosyltransferase activity. The record is from RefSeq and is a predicted model, not a curated record. NCBI's taxonomy places the organism in Eukaryota, Viridiplantae, Streptophyta, Magnoliopsida, Amborellales, Amborellaceae.